GCCGAGUCGGUCCAGACAGGAGCCUGGGGAGGGGCCAUGGUGCCAACCCAGUUGUGGGGGAGACUGGAGAAGCCGCUUCUCUUCCUGUGCUGCACCUCCUUCCUCCUGGGGCUGGUUUUACUGGGCAUACGGCCGGACAUCGCCCCUGUUGCUUAUUUCUUUCUCGCCUUGGGUGGCUUCUUUUUGUUUGUUUGCCUCCUGGCCUGUUCUCUGGAAUGGGGGUUCCGAUCAAUGCAGACGGAGAGCCCAGGGGCCUCAGGCAAUGCACGUGACAAUGAAGCCUUUGAGGUGCCAACCUACGAAGAGGCUGUGGUGUUGGAAUCACAAUGCCGCCCCCAGCUGUUGGAUCAGCCACCCCCCUACAGCAGUGUUGUAAUCCCCCCAGAACUUGAGGAAAGACAGCCUAGCAAUCCAGACGGCCCCAAUAGAGCCCGAUUAGAAAGGCGAGUGGGCUCAGAGGGGUCUAUGACCCCACAAAACUCCGGAAGAGAUCCAGUCAGCCUUCGGCUUCGGGGAUCCCGGGUCAUGUCCACUGCUCCUGAUCUGCAGAGCUCGGAGGUGCCCCCCAAAUUGGAGCCUCUUACUCCACCCCCUGCCUAUGAUGUCAGCUUUGGUCAACCUGAUGAUGAUGUUUUCUCUGAAAACAACUGGACGCCCCCCUAAAAGACUUUACCACGAUAUAUCAUCUCUGCACCAG
Messenger RNA from Odobenus rosmarus divergens (Pacific walrus), 697 nucleotides. RefSeq names its product transmembrane protein 139 (gene TMEM139). The record is from RefSeq and is a predicted model, not a curated record. Bases 37 to 663 code for a protein of 208 amino acids. Lineage: Eukaryota; Metazoa; Chordata; Mammalia; Carnivora; Odobenidae. The transcript has 3 exons.